Talaromyces amestolkiae is the source of this 1143-nucleotide messenger RNA. RefSeq lists its product as uncharacterized. The transcript has 2 exons. Gene Ontology annotation, cellular component: Prp19 complex; U2-type catalytic step 2 spliceosome; U2-type catalytic step 1 spliceosome. Gene Ontology annotation, molecular function: U6 snRNA binding; pre-mRNA binding. The record is from RefSeq and is a predicted model, not a curated record. The coding region runs from base 1 to 1143 and encodes 380 amino acids. Lineage: Eukaryota; Fungi; Ascomycota; Eurotiomycetes; Eurotiales; Trichocomaceae.
AUGCCGCCACAGAUCAAACAAGACCUUAACCGGUCAGGCUGGGAGUCUACCGACUUUCCCUCCGUCUGCGAGAGCUGUCUCCCCGAGAACCCAUAUGUGCAGAUGCUCAAGGAAGACUACGGCGCUGAAUGCAAGAUCUGCACCCGCCCAUUCACAAUCUUCCGCUGGAAAGCAGACCGCACCGCGCGCACCAAACGAACAAAUAUCUGCCUAACAUGCGCCCGCCUCAAAAACUGUUGCCAGUGCUGCAUGCUCGAUCUCUCCUUCGGCCUGCCCAUUGUCAUCCGCGACGCAGCCCUGAAAAUGGUCGCACCCGGUCCUCAAAGCAGUAUUAAUCGAGAAUUCUACGCUCAGAACCACGAAAAGGAAAUUGAAGAAGGUCGUGGUGCAAUCGAGGCAUAUGAGAAGACCGACGAGAAGGCACGUGAACUGUUGAAACGGUUGGCGAAUAGUGAGCCGUAUCAUAAACGACAGCGUCGUAUUGAAGCGCCUGAAGACGAAGAGGAGACAAGCGCGCAGACGGAAGAAGGGGCUCCGAGACGGAGUAUGUAUGGUAAUGGACCGGGUCCGAUUCGUACGAGCGAUACUCGACGAGGAGCUGCAUUCAAUGGACGCGGUGGUGGUCGAGGUGGUAGCCGGGGUGGUCGCGCAUUCCCGCCUACAACGCAGCUUCCCCCAUCAGCCGAAGAUAUCAAGCCACCCGCCGACCCCAAAAUCACAUCCCUGUUCGUUACUGGUGUAGAGGAUGAUCUACCGGAACAUGAAGUACGCACAUUUUUCGAGCAGUUCGGUCAACUACGCUCACUCAUCUGUUCGCAUCGUGCCCACUGCGCGUUUGUAAAUUAUGCGACUCGAGCUUCCGCCGAAGCCGCAGCCUUACAAUGUCAGGGAAAAGCGAUCAUCAAAGGAUGUCCAUUGCGAGUGCGAUGGGGUAAACCCAAGCCGUUGGAUAGUAUGGCUGACGAGGAACGGAAACGCAAUGCUCGGGAGGGUCGACAGUUGCUUCCGCCCAGUCGACCUGGUCAAGGUCAACGGGCUAUUGCUGCCGCUGGCGAUGCUGCUCAGACGGAAAAACCCAAGUUCACCGUUGCGCCGCCACCGGGUAGCAGUGAGAUACAAUACGCCAGUCUGUCUGGCGAGUAG